Xylaria bambusicola is the source of this 1216-nucleotide messenger RNA. RefSeq names its product mitochondrial glycoprotein. The record is from RefSeq and is a predicted model, not a curated record. Gene Ontology annotation, cellular component: mitochondrial matrix. NCBI's taxonomy places the organism in Eukaryota, Fungi, Ascomycota, Sordariomycetes, Xylariales, Xylariaceae. The coding region runs from base 79 to 954 and encodes 291 amino acids. The transcript has 2 exons. Gene Ontology annotation, biological process: cytosolic ribosome assembly.
ACCUAUUCAAUUGUAACAUCAAGCCAUAUAUAUACCGGUCCCUAUAUUCGUCUUCCCUCCCACCUAUUCAGUGAAAACAUGAUGUCUUUUCGAGCUGCUGUGCGCUCGGCGCCUCGUUCGCUGAGCCGUAUGAAUUCAGCCGCCAUCCGACAGACCAGAAUCGCCCAGCCAAGCUCACUCUUGAGAACAACUAGGGCACCUCUGCGCACACCACAGUUGGCCGCGACCUUCUCGUCGACACCCUUAAGACAAGCGCCCGCCAACGAAGCUGACCGGGAGCUAGUGUCCAAGCUUGAAAGCGAAGUAAAAUUUGAGAAUGAGUUGAAGCAGAACGAGCAGCUCCCUGCCAGCAUCAAAGACUUCCUGGAGAACAGCCCCUACGAAGUCAAGGACGAGCCCGGCAAGCAAGAUGUGUAUCUAGUGCGCAAAUUCGGUGAUGAAACCAUCACUGUCUCGUUCUCUAUCGCGGAUCUUGCCAACUACGAGCAGGACAUGUACAACGAGGACAGCGCACUGACCGACGAAGAGUUGGAUACCCCCGAGGGCAAGCAGCUUGCCGACACCGAGGCCGAGGAUGGUCUUGAGGAUGAACCUAGCCAAAGUGUCGUUCCUUGCCGCCUGAACAUUGUUGUGGAGAAGCCCAACAAGGGCGCAUUGAACAUUGAGGCUGUCGCUCAAGAUGGAGCCAUCCUCGUCGAAAACUUCUACUACUAUAAGGAUCCCAAGAUGGCACACAGCUCGUCUGCUGAGGCCGACCACGGCGCUCGGGACGCCUAUCCCGGCCCACCCUUCGGCAGUCUGGAUGAGGACUUGCAACUCUUGUUGGAGCGCUACCUUGAGGAGCGUGGUAUCUCACAGUCUAUGGGCCUCUUCGUUGCUGAUUACAUGGACACAAAAGAGCAGCGGGAGUAUCAGAGCUGGUUGAAUAGUGUCAAGGACUUCGUCGCGGCUUAGGUGGCUUGAUCCUGAAAGGGGGCGAUUGAGGUUGGUGCUUUGCAGCACAUGUUGUAUAUUCGGGAGGUGCUUAUUCUCUCAGUGUAGUUUUUCCACUCCCAAAACGGUUUACAAUGUACAAUAGUGAGCGAUCAGUAAUCGCUUCCACCACGAAGAUAUGACGGAACCUUAAUUGUUAUGAUGUCACACAAUUCUUUAGAAUUUGGAAUCCUUUGCAGAAUACCCGUGUGACAUGAUCCGGUAGAAAACAGUUAUUGCCAAC